AUGGCCCCGGAUCUGAACAAGGUGCCGACCAACACAGGCAAUACGUCGAGCACGCAGCCGGCUUCAGGCUCGUUGUCACGUCAGACAUCGUCCCGUCAGGCAUCUACACCGGGCUCUAGGCGAGCAUCGCAGAUGGGCCCCCCGCCGCUGCCUCUCGCAUCGCCUGGCGGUACCCUACCACCGCCCCAGUCAGCAUCACAUCAUGUACAUGGCUUCCCGCCUCUCAGCCCCAGCGCGAGCGGCUACGUCCAGGCGAGCGUCGACUCAGCAGGCGUUCCGAUGAGACACCCACGUCCGAUGACACAAGCAGAGCUGCACCUGGAGCUCGAGAAGGAGCAGGAAGCCGUCGUCAACCGUCUGACGCGAGAACUCUCGGCUCUGCGCGCACACUCUGCGUCUGUGGCCUCCAACACGUCUAUGUCCAGCGCCGCCGACUCCUCCGUCGCACACGCUGAAGCUCCCACCGGACCUAUGCAUCCCACAUCCUCGCGCCGCCACCGCAGCUCCUCGAGCGUCUCCCGCAGCGGCCUACCACCAGGCCACGUUCCACACCGUUACUCCAUCUCGUCCCAGCCUGCGACGGGCGAUGCUGCCCAGCGCGACCACCGCAGCUCGAGCGUCGUCAGCACCCCACGCUACGAAGAGGUGGCACAACACAAGGCGGAGCUGGAGGAGGUCAAAAAGGAAAACGAGGCCUUGAAACAGCGCAUCCGUGAUCUGGAGCGCAUGAUCAGGGGCGGCAAUGACGCCGCUGACGGUCAGAGGGGUCGGAGGGGUGCACCGCAGUCGCAGAGCAGCGGGGUUGGCAAUGCUUCUGAUACUGUGCAAGCACCUGCUAAUGAGACAGCAGGGGUCCCCCAAUAA
This is a messenger RNA of Alternaria triticimaculans, 864 nucleotides long. RefSeq lists its product as uncharacterized. The record is from RefSeq and is a predicted model, not a curated record. The coding region runs from base 1 to 864 and encodes 287 amino acids. NCBI's taxonomy places the organism in Eukaryota, Fungi, Ascomycota, Dothideomycetes, Pleosporales, Pleosporaceae. The transcript has a single exon.